Miniopterus natalensis is the source of this 2936-nucleotide messenger RNA. RefSeq names its product dynein axonemal intermediate chain 3 (gene DNAI3). The record is from RefSeq and is a predicted model, not a curated record. Gene Ontology annotation, biological process: inner dynein arm assembly; cilium movement involved in cell motility. Gene Ontology annotation, molecular function: dynein heavy chain binding; dynein light chain binding. NCBI's taxonomy places the organism in Eukaryota, Metazoa, Chordata, Mammalia, Chiroptera, Miniopteridae. Gene Ontology annotation, cellular component: inner dynein arm.
GGAGCUUCUCCCUAGGGAACUGCAAGGAGGCGUCUUUCUCUUCAGGUCAGCGGGGUCAGCCUACGUCAGAGCCAUGGCUCCAAAGUCUCCACGAAAAAAGAAGGCUGGUGUCAAAAAAAAGACGACAGACCUUAUCGAAAAUAAGGAUCUAUUACCUGUUGUUGAAGAAGUGGAACCUGUAAAUAUGGAGAGCAUGGGUCAUCCAGAAAUUUAUCCUUUAGUGUUAACUACCAAGACCCAAGAAAUAUUCAAGUGCCGAGUAGAUGAAGAUAUGACAGAAGAACGCCCUUAUAAACUUAUCAAAAAACAGGAUAUUUUGGCAGAUUUUCACAACAGAGCUGCAGUAUCUGAUUUCUACCCAGUCAAAAAAGUUAUCCAGGAGUAUCCUGGAGAUGAAAUUCUGGUUGUUUAUGACAGAGACUUCAAAUAUGGACUUAACUUUUAUGUUAUUGGAACGGAAGAGGGCAAGGAAAACUAUUUCAAUCUCUCAGAAGUUCCAGAAGAACAGGAAGAACAUAAAGAACUUAAAGAUUAUGUUCCUGAAGAGAUAUAUAUUUAUAAGCCACCCCUCUCCAAACCAUGGGUUUCUUUGGGCAGUGAAAAGGAAAUUGAGGAAGAAUCAGUUAAGGGAUCUACAAAGCAGAUUACAUACAUGAUUUCUCGGAAACAAAGUGAAUUUGGUGCACCAAUUAAGUUCAGUGACCACAAUGUUUCCAGUGUAAAAGAUGCCUAUAUUGAAUGUACAGCCUACCCAGAUAAACAUUUUGCUAUUAAGCAACUUGAGAAAGAUGUUGGCCUGCAAGUAGUCCCCCAAGUCAAGGACUCAAGCACUCAGACAAGAUGGACAUAUCCCAAGAACGCUACCACACAAUAUUACCCGAGAGAACUCUUAGAAAAGGAAAAAGAGGCACUCGGACAAUCCAAGGGUUUGGCUGAUUUUCUCAACAACAUGUCCAUAAGUGUUGAAAUAGCCCUACAACAAAAUGAAAUCACAAACACAUUCAUUGAUGACUGGAAAAACCUAGCAGAAGAAGAGAGCACCUUUGGGGACAAGACCAAUACCCACCUGAAGGAGUACCAGUCCUUUACCGACCUUCACACCCUAACAGAGAAAAUGAUCACCUGUGUCUCGUGGCAUCCGGAUAUCUAUGGGCUGAUAGCUGUGUCAGUGGCCGUGCGACUCUCCUUGGAAGACAGAGUUCACUUUUCUGGUAAAUUAUUGCUGCAGCCGUCCCUGAUUCUUUUCUGGAGUUUCUCCGAUCCCAUACAUCCUCAGUUAAUGCUUGAGAGCCCAGAUGACAUUUUCUGCUUCAAGUUCUGUCCGAGUGACCCUAAUAUUAUUGCUGGAGGCUGCCUAAAUGGGCAGAUCGUCAUGUGGGACAUCACCGCGCAGGCCGAGCGCAUAGAGCACAUCAAGACCGGCAGCAGCAGAAACAAAAAAGCCACGCUCAAGCCCAUGUUUCUCCUUGAACCAGACUAUAAUAAAGAAGCAAUGUAUAUCAGACACUGUGCAGUCUCCUCCAUAGAAAGUGGACAUAAGAAAGUAAUUACAGAUAUACACUGGCUGUCGGACACAUUUGAGAUUAACAGAAUGGGCUCCGUCUUUGAGAAUCGAAGUGGGAUAUGCUGUCAACUUGUCACCUGCUCGGGAGAUUGCACAAUAUGCUUUUGGGAUAUCAGACAACAGAAAUACGCAACCACUCAACCAACAGAGAAAAAAAAAGAGGAAAAUAUUGAAGUUCCUAGUGACAUACCACCUACUUUUUUGCAUCUAGAUCUCUCCUGGAAACCUCUCUCUAAGCUAAGACUGUCUAAAGGUGAAACAAGUUUAGACCACUGUCCAACCAAGUUAAGUCUGAAUAAAGACCAUCUCUUUGAAAAAACACAAGGUAACUCGUUAGCUCAGAACAUGGUUGUAAAGGCUGGAGACAUGAACCCGUACCAGAACCUGGAGAGUGGGUUGGCCAAUAUGCUCAAGCCAGUAGAUGACUUCUGCACGAAGUUCUUUGUGGGAACAGAGGAAGGUGAAGUGUUAUACGCAGAUUGGAAAAUGGAAAGAGACUCUGAAACUGGCCGACUGAUGACAAAGAAGCCAGUGAGCCUCAGCACCGUCCAUGAUGGUGCCGUCCACACUGUUCAGAGGUCACCUUUUUACAAGGACAUCAUCCUCACCGUAGGGGGAUGGAACGUGGCCAUCUGGAAGGAAGGUGUCAUGACCGGACCCCUCCUUCAGUCAUCCUGUGCUCCAAAAAGGUACACCUCGGGGCACUGGUCUCUGACAAGGCCCGGCGUCUUCUAUAUUGGCCGAGAAGAUGGAUACGUCGACAUCUGGGACCUUCUGGAGAAAACCCAUGAACCAGCCCAGUCACAAAACAUCUGCAUAACUAUGAUCACCUACAUCAAACCCCAGACCUUUUCUGCUAAGCAGCAAUUCUUAGCCGUAGCUGAUUAUUAUGGGACACUGCAUAUAUUAGAAAUUCCUUGGACGUUAAGUCACCCUUCCCUCAAUGAGGUAUCAAGCAUAAGCCACUACUUUGAAAGAGAAGUCAAGCACCUGGAAUAUGUGGAACAGCGCAAGAAAAUCCGUGAGCAAGAAAAGGAAGAGAGGGAGCUGGAGAUGGAGAAGAAAAAAGUUAAAACGUAUCACAAGGGAAAAGAACAAUUGGAGGCUGAAUUGAAAAUGGACUACGAGACUUAUUUGGACCUGGAGAAGGCCGUCCUCAUCAAGCUGGGCCUGAUCAAACCGCAGGACACGAUGCCAUUCAUGGAGAUGAUGUAGAAAGCUUCCUGGGGGGGUGUCUCGGGGGCUUCCUGAGGCUUUCUUUUCUUUCUACUCCUUAUUUUAAUGUAAGGUGAACUAUGAAACUAAACAUUAAAUAGGUUAUUUAUAAAUGGUGGGCUUUUAUUUCAUUGCUAUUAAAACUUUUGAAUUAUAA